AUGGAUGAAGAAAUAGAAACACCAAUGACCGAUGAAAUGGUUGAACCAUCAACAGAACCUAAAACUGAAGAAAAAGGUUAUCUUGCACGAGAUGAAUAUACAUCAGAACGAUUUAAACUUGAAUUAAAUAAUCUACCAAAAUAUUUUGGAUUUGGCGAUUUAAAAAAAAAACUCAAAUUAUUAGGUGUUAAUUUUGUUAAAAUUAAAGUACCGAAAUCAGCUACACAUGCUUAUGUUAAUUUUCGAAAUGAAGAAGACAGAGAAAAUGGUUUAAAAUUACUCACUGGAUGGACUUAUCGAGGAAAUCGCAUUGAAGUAUCGCAUGCUAAACCAGCAACAGAUAUAAUGUUUCGAGCAGCAAAACCUAAAAAAAAUGAUAAUAAACGUGAUCAAAAUGUGGGUAAUCAAAACGAUUCUGAUUUACCAGAUGAAAUCAAAAUUCAAAAUUCAGCUACACCACUUUGGAAUUUAUCUUAUGAAGAACAAUUAGCAAAAAAAUCAACGAUUGUACAAGAAUUUUUAAAAGGACUUGAACAAAAAAUAAAAGAAACUAGUUCAAAAACUGUAAUUAUUCCUUUUGAAGGAAUAAAACCUUCACCUGUUAUUGAUGGAUAUCGAAAUAAAUGUGAAUUUUCAUGUGGAAAAGGAAAUAAUAAUGAAGAUAAAGUUGUUGGUUUCCGUUAUGGAGAAUAUCGCUAUGGUAUUGAUCGUGUAGGUAGUCCAAGGGUUUGUAAAAAUGUAUCUGAUACAAUGAAACUUCUUGUUCAACAUUUUCAAGAUCAUAUUCGAUCUCGUUCAUCUCCAUGGUAUUCAGGUGAAACUCAUGUUGGUUGUUGGAGACAAUUAACAGUACGAACAAGUCGUUUAAAUCAUUUAAUGAUUAUGAUUUCAUUUUGUCAAGAUCAAUUAUCUCCUGAAGAAAUUGAUGAAGAAAAAAAAUCUUUACUAAAUUAUUUUACACACGAUGCUGGAAGUAUUUGUAAAGUUACAAAUAUUAUUUUUAAUGUGGAAAAAAAUAAAGCUGGAAAUGAACUUAUUCAAAGUGAAAUUCUAUUGGGUGAAUCGUAUAUUGUUGAAAAAUUAUUUGAUUUUCAAUUCCAUGUAUCGGCUAAAGCAUUUUUUCAAGCUAAUACACAAGGAGCUGAAAUACUUUAUUCAUUAAUAAAAGAUUCAAUGAAAUUAGAUAAUGAAACCAUUGUACUUGAUAUAUGUUGUGGAACAGGAACAAUUGGUAUUACAUUAGCAAAUAAUGUUAAACAUGUUGUUGGAAUUGAAAUGAAUAAAGAUGCUGUUGAAGAUGCAAAACGUAAUGCUCAAUUAAACAAUAUUAAUAAUAUUGACUUUAUUGCUGAAAAAAUUGAAAAUGUUAUUCAUAAAUUAGUAAAUAAAUAUGAUCAACAACGACUUGUUGCUAUUCUUGAUCCACCACGUGCUGGUGUUCAUCGAAAAGUAAUUCAAACAUUACGUUCAGCUGAAAAUAUCAAAGUCUUAGGUUAUAUCGCAUGUAAUCCGCAAUUAGCAACACAUAAUCUUAUUGAUUUAAACCGUCCACGAUCAAGAGCUUAUCAAGGUGAACCAUUUGAUGUUGUAACAACAACAGCUGUUGACUUAUUUCCACAUACACCUCAUUAUGAACUUUUCAUCUUGUUUCAACGAUGA
Rotaria sp. Silwood2 is the source of this 1659-nucleotide messenger RNA. Lineage: Eukaryota; Metazoa; Rotifera; Eurotatoria; Philodinida; Philodinidae. The record is from the annotation of a GenBank genome assembly.